Acaromyces ingoldii is the source of this 2211-nucleotide messenger RNA. RefSeq lists its product as hypothetical. Bases 83 to 2113 code for a protein of 676 amino acids. Gene Ontology annotation, cellular component: endoplasmic reticulum. The transcript has 7 exons. NCBI's taxonomy places the organism in Eukaryota, Fungi, Basidiomycota, Exobasidiomycetes, Exobasidiales, Cryptobasidiaceae. Gene Ontology annotation, molecular function: phosphatidylinositol-4-phosphate phosphatase activity. The record is from RefSeq and is a predicted model, not a curated record. Gene Ontology annotation, biological process: phosphatidylinositol dephosphorylation.
CGCUCCGGCUCCUGCGUUCAUCCGUUUCUUCGUUUCGACCCUUCUACUUCGUCGGCGCUCCUGCUAACGGCACCAGAGAAGAAUGUCGUCGUCCUCUACGCAGGUGCCCCUGUGGCAAGGCUUCCGGCUUUACAUCACCCAGGAUGCGUACACGUUCGAGCCCGUCGAUGCUGCUGCCUCGAAGCCGGAGAUCCUCGUCAUUGACCGGGCUGAUGGGGAUGUCCACCUGGAAGGCUCGGUGCCUCAGGGUGCCACGAGCGGCAAGGCGAUGGACGUUCAUGGCAUCAUCGGCCUGAUCAAGCUGCACCUGCACACCUUCCUCGUGGUCAUCACGUCGCGCAAGGAGAUCAAGGUGCCAGGCCUGGGCGCUCCCGUCUUUCUCGCCACCGACUUCCGACUCCUUCCCGUUCCAAAGGAUGCCAAGCCAAGCCUUCUGUCACACCCGGUGGAAAAGAUGCUGUUGAACCUGCUCAAGAGCCACUUGUUCAGCGCGCCUCUCUACUUCAGCUACGGCGUAGAUCUUGGCAGCAGCUUCCAACGACAGGGAUCGAGCCAAUACCAGACCAGCGCCCCGCUUUGGAAGAGAACGGACGAGCGCUUCUUUUGGAACCGAUACCUGCAGAACCGUUUCAUCGACAUGACUGAGUCCGGAGGCCCCGACCUCUCACGCUUCAUCCUGCCCAUCCUCUUUGGCUUCUUUGAAACCAAGGUUGCGACGAUCAACUCGAGGAGCUUCGUGUAUGGUGUCAUUGCCCGUCGUUCGCGCCACAGGGCGGGGACUCGGUACUUUUCUCGAGGCAUCGACAACAAGGGCAACGUGAGCAACUUCAACGAGACGGAGCAGUUCAUCAUUGCCGACUUCCCUUCGGGCGCGGUCCAAGGAGCAGAGGCGAUCCGAGGCCAGAUCAAAAUGAGCUAUGUCCAGACCAGAGGCAGUGUGCCCGUCUACUGGGCCGAGGUCAACAACCUGCGAUACAAGCCCGACCUGCUCAUCAUGGACCGCGAGGAGGGCGCAGAGUCGACCGCGCUUCAUUUCCAGCAGCAGGUGCAGCUGUAUGGAGAAAAUCACCUUGUCAAUCUUGUCAACCAAAAGGGCUACGAAAAACCUGUCAAGGACGCCUACGAGCGAGCGGUUGACCAGAUGAACAACCCGAAAGUGCACUACACUUACUACGAUUUCCACCAUGAAUGCAAGGGCAUGCGCUUCGAUCGCGUCAUGGGCCUCAUUCAGCGCCUGGAGGAGAAGGGCCUCAAGAGGGACGACUACUUCUUCUUCGACGAGACUCAAAGCGGCAAGGUGCUCUCGACGCAAGGCGCUGUCGUCCGUACGAACUGCAUGGACUGCCUCGACCGAACCAAUGUUGUGCAAAGCACUCUUGCCAAAUGGGUCUUGGAAAGGCAGCUGGCCGCCGUCGGCAUUCUUGCAAAGGGAGAGACGCUCGAAAACCAGCCGAAGUUCUGGUUUACCUUCCGUAAUGUCUGGGCCGACCACGCAGACGUGAUCAGCAAAGCUUACUCAGGAACGGGUGCGCUCAAGACGGACUUUACGAGGACGGGCAAGCGCUCGACCGAGGGUGCUAUUCAAGACGGCGUCAACAGCAUGACUCGCUACUUUAGAAACAACUUCUUCGAUGGCCCUCGACAAGAUGCCUACGACCUCUUUACAGGAGCGUGGACGCCACGAAAGGGCGUGCAGGGCGACAAGCGGGCCUUCUUCAUCCGUCUGCUCCCUUACAUCUGGCUCCUGUCCGCCACAAUUGUCUUUGUGGGCAUACUCUUUCCAAGUUUGUUCUCCCACUGGGGAACGUCACACACGACGAUCGUUGCGACCUUUACUACGAUUGCAGCCGUGAGCUUCUACGCCAUCACGCAGCGAGGCCUUCAGUACGUCGCUUGGCCAAGCCUCAACCGGCCAGAGGAUGUAAUGUAUUACGAGGGACCCGGCUAUUCAUCGGGUCGACAUGGACGUGCAGGGACCAGCAACAACAAGUACGCCAAGAACUCGACUGCUGCGGGCUACACGACGGCGAGGGACCCGAACAAGGCGGUCUCCUCGCGUGGCGUAAAGGGAAGGAGGGGCGGGGAUUACGACGAAGCCGAAGAUGAGAAGUAGGGAAGAGAUUACGAUUUGAAAGAGGCUAGAAAUAGGUAGAUGAAUCUGUGCUACAAUGUCUUUUUUUUUCAACGACGAUGUUGAGAGGGAAGCUUGGU